AUGCAUCGGAUUAAUCACAAAAAUUCUACAACAACUACUAGGACUCAAACUUCAAACAUUGAAGUUUUAAAUAAUUACAAUUCCUUUGAACCAUAUAAUACAAAUGAUGACAUUAGCUCAUUUGAAAAUGACCUAGAAAUUGCUUCAAAGGUUUCAAGCAAAAAUAAUGGAAAAGUUACUACUACCUUUUAUGAGGACUCUUCUCUCGAAGAAGUUGAUUCACUUAGUGGAAAUGAAAAAACAGAAUAUUCUUCUCGUUGGGAAUGGUUUUAUAAUGAAGUUUUAGUGGUUGACAAGUCCACAAAAGGUGUUUCAUUUACACAAUCGUUUCUUUAUAAUAAUGAUUUAAAACCAGUUGAAACUAAAAGAAGAGUUUGGUCCUGGUAUAAUUUUGCUUAUUUCUGGUUGGCAGAAUGUUUCAAUAUCAACACAUGGCAAGUUGCCGCUACCGGUUUGCAGCUAGGUCUAAAUUGGUGGCAAUGUUGGAUCGCAAUUUGGAUCGGUUAUACAUUUGUCGGUAUAUUUGUGGUUCUUGCAUCCAGAGUAGGUUCAGCAUAUCAUGUUUCUUUCCCUGUGUCUGCCAGGGCUUCAUUCGGUAUUUUCUUUUCUAUCUGGCCAAUUAUUAACCGUGUAGUUAUGGCUGUCGUUUGGUAUUCAGUUCAAGCUUGGAUUUGUGCUACCCCAGUCGGUUUAAUGCUUAAGUCUAUCUUUGGUUUGGAUUUAGAGGAAAGAAUUCCAAAUCAUUUCGGAUCACCAAAUACCACUACAUUUGAAUAUAUGUGUUUUUUCAUUUUUUGGGUUGUCAGUUUCCCAUUUUUAUUAGUACCACCUCACAAGAUAAGACAUUUAUUCACAGUUAAGGCAGCCUUAGUUCCAUUUGCAGCAUUUGGUUUCUUAAUCUGGGCUAUUAGAAAGGCUCAUGGAACAAUCGCCUUAGGUGCAUUGUCUACUUUUAUUCCACACGGUUCUGCUUUCUCAUGGGCUUUUGUUAGAGCUAUCAUUAGUUGUAUGGCAAAUUUUGCUACAAUGGUUGUCAAUGCACCUGAUUUUUCAAGAUUUUCGAAACAUCCAAACUCUGCCCUAUGGUCUCAAUUAGUUUGUGUUCCAGUUCUAUUUUCAAUUACUAGUUUAAUCGGUAUUUUAGUCACAGCUGCUGGUUUUCAAUUAUACGGUAUCAAUUACUGGUCUCCAGUUGAUGUUUUAGGUAAAUUUUUAGAAACAAGCUUCACCAAAGGUACUAGAGCAGGUGUUUUCUUAAUAUCUUUCGUUUUUGCUCUUGCCCAACUUGGUACCAAUAUUUCUGCUAAUUCUCUUUCAUGUGGUACUGAUUUAAGUGCGUUGUGCCCAAAAUUCAUCAACAUUAGACGUGGUUCUGUUUUUUGUGCCUUAAUUGCUUUAUGUAUUUGUCCUUGGAAUUUAAUGAGUUCUUCUUCUAAAUUUACCUCCGCCUUAUCUGCUUAUGCUAUUUUCUUAUCAAGUAUUGCUGGUGUUGUCGCUGCCGAUUAUUUUGUGGUGAGAAGAGGUUACAUCAAAUUGACUCAUCUAUAUUCCUUACAAAAGGGUUCAAUCUAUAUGUAUGGUAAUAGAUUUGGUAUUAACUGGAGAGCUUUAGUUGCCUAUUUCUGUGGUGUUGCUCCAAACUUACCAGGCUUUAUUGGUGAUGUCGGUGCUCCAGCCGUCACAGUUUCUGCCAAUGCUAUGAAAUUGUACUACUUAAGUUAUUGGAUGGGAUACGCAUUUAGCUUCAUUGCUUACAUCAUUCUAUGUUAUUUUUUUCCAGUAGCUGGCUCUCCAGUUAAAAAUAUCUUAAAAGAUAAAGGUUGGUUUCAACAGUGGGUAGAAGUUGAAGAUUUCGAAAGAGAAUGGAGAGCAACAUUAGCAAAAGAUGAUUUGUCCAACGAUAUCAAUGAGCAAGAAUAUGAAGAAUUUAGACAAACUAAGUUUAAUUUUUAA
Molecule: messenger RNA, 1953 nt
Organism: Henningerozyma blattae CBS 6284
Lineage: Eukaryota; Fungi; Ascomycota; Saccharomycetes; Saccharomycetales; Saccharomycetaceae
Gene: FUR4
Product: uracil permease
Exons: 1
Coding region: 1-1953 (650 amino acids)
Biological process (GO): transmembrane transport; nucleobase transport
Cellular component (GO): plasma membrane
Molecular function (GO): nucleobase transmembrane transporter activity
Source: RefSeq, a predicted model, not a curated record